GGGCGCCGCCGUCCCCUUCCUCCGCGGGCCGCCGGGGUCGGUCCGGGCCGUCCUCCCCACGGCCCGCGACCGGGGCCUGCUGCCGGGGCGGGCCGGGCUCCGCGCACGCGGGGCGGGGCGGACGGGACGCGCCGAGCGGGGGCCUCUGGGAGGAAGCGGGAGCCGCCUGAGGCCCGCGGGUGAAGGCCCGGGCGGCGCCGAAGCCCCGCGCGCCGCCCCCCCCCGGCUGGGCCGCUGCUUCGGGGAGGUCAAGCCCGGGACCCGGAGGAGCGAGCGGGUGCGCUGAGCGGUGGGCUUGCCGGCAGCCUCUCCCCUUGGGCUCCGAGAGCAGCGGGAACGGGGAGAGCUGUUUGGGACCCAGUUUGGAGGGCGGGGAGGAGCUCUGAGCACAGCCCCCGUACUGUUCCUGCUGUGCCCGCUGCUUGGAAAUGAUCUUUGGAAAUUGCCCUCACCGCCGCCCCGCCUGCUCGGCGAGCCCCAUCUUGAGGCAGUGGCCCUGGAUCUGACUUUCUCCCACUGAGCUAGUUUCCCCGAGCUCUCUUCUCAGCUUUCCAGGGCCUUCUCUUAAGCCUUCUCCAGCCCCUGGGACCUCGGCUCUGGCCCCGGCCGCUCCACCGGUGGGCCUUGCUGGUGGGUGGGCCCAAGCCCAUUUCCCCUGCCCUGAACGUGUCCUGCCCUUAAGGAGCCACAUCUCAGGGCAGACCAGGUACCAAAUUAGCAGCACGCUCCAUUUAAGGGGCAUCAGGGUCCCAGGAGAGGGGACCUUGGAGCAGGGUCUUAAAAAAUUGGGUAGGAUUCCGGCAGGGGAGAAAGGCCAUUUCAAGCCGAAGAAAAUGUAUGAACAGUUAGGAAAGUUGAGAGCAAGAAUUUGGUGAGCCUGGCUACUGAGGUAGGGGUUGGGGGCAAACUGAAAAAUAGCUUGUGUGGGCCAGGUGUUCGGACUCUUUGCGUAACCCAGGAUUGUAGGGAGGUGAUUGGUGGCUGAGAUGAGGGAUUAGAAUGGUGUGGGGUGAGACUGAAGGCAGAGAGCGGGGAAGGAGAAGAAGGAGAAGGGGGCACAGAGGCAAUGCCAUAGGAACAGGCUGGCAAAACGCUGGCACGAGGAGUCGGUAAGGCUGUUUCAAGUGUGUGAAGGGAGAAAGCGUUUCAAGACCCAAGAGGUCAGGUGCCUAGUAUAAAUGGGGUGCUUGGAAAGAUAAAGCAAUAAAGUAACUAAAAGGGGUGGGGGGGGUGAGGAGUGUAUGGGCAAAGCAUGAAGCACAGGCAGGAUGGCCAUAUGGAGAUGUCAAGUAGGAAGUCAUCCAUUCAUUUAUUAUUUAUGCCAGCCUCAAAGGCGGCUUACAUAAAAGUCAUAGAAUAAAGUGAUGAAAUCAUUAAAACUCAGCCAACAGGACCCGAGAGCUGGGAAAAGUGGAUAAUUGUUACUUGAAAACGUCGGCUCAGAAAAGCCGUUGAAAAUGAACACAGGACUCAUCUGAGCCUGCUGGCAGCCAAGCGGAAACGACGCCUAAAUAAAGUAGUUCACCAGGCUGGAACUCGAGAGAAAGGCAUUCGUUGAAGGCUCAGGGGUAGUAGGAGAUGAAACGGAAUCCCUCGAGUAGGGGGUGUAGGGGAGGGAGUCGAUCUGAAGCCAGGUCAAGGCUUUGGCAAUGCUGACAUUUAAGGCAAGGCUGAUGCUCCCUGAGGAGAAAGGCCUUUCUGUGGCCUGCACGGGGAGAUGGGAGUGGGGAGGUGUGUGUGUGUGUGUGUGUGUGUGUGUGUGUGUGGUCCAUUCACAGAAGUCUUCUUACAGGGGAACAGGAAAGAAGGUGGCGUGCUAAGUCCCCCGGGCUCUGACCUUCUUUCCUACCAUGUGGUGGGUUUGCCACUUGCCCAGGGCCUCUUGGGGCCCUGGUCUGGGAAGAGUACUCCAGUCAGCAGAUGGACGAAUCCCCUUCCUGAUCCACUGGAGUUGGCCCCAUAAAGGGGAGCGUCCCCUUGGGCUCUCUAGGGCCUUUAUACGUCACCAUGGAAGCUCAGCAGGCAGUGGUCCUCCAUCCAGAAGGCAUGGACAGCUGUUCCAGGGCAUCUCUGCAUCUGAAGCUGUCCAGCGCUAUCGCCGGAAUCUGGCCGAGUGGUUCAGCCGACUGCCCAGAGAAGAGCGCCGGUUCGGCCCGACUUUUGCACUAGACACGGUCCAUGUAGACCCUGUGAUCCGCGAGAGCAGCCCAGAUGAGCUGUUUCGCCCAACGGCAGAGCUGGCCCUGGAGCAUCAGCCACCCCUAGCCGGUCUCCCCGCACUGGCUCUGUCCCAGCUCUUUGACCCAGAUGCCUGUGGGCGCCAGGUGCAGACAGUGGUGCUCUAUGGGACAGUGGGCACGGGGAAGAGCACACUCGUGCGCAAGAUGGUCUUGGACUGGUGUUACGGGCAGCUGCCAGCCUUCGAGCUGCUCAUCCCCUUCUCCUGCGAGGAUCUGUCAUCCCUGGGCCCCGCCCCCGCCUCCUUGUGCCAACUUGUGGCUCAGCGCUACACGCCCCUGAAGGAGAUUCUGCCCCUGCUGGCUGCUGCUGGGUCCCGCCUGCUCUUUGUGCUCCAUGGCUUGGAGCAUCUCAACCUCGACUUCCGGUUAGCCGGAACAGGGCUUUGCAGCGACCCCGAGGAGCCAGAGGCGCCAGCUGCCAUCAUUGUCAACCUGCUGCGCAAAUACAUGCUGCCCGAGGCCAGCAUUCUGGUGACCACCCGGCCCUCCGCCAUUGGCCGAAUCCCCAGCAAGUAUGUGGGCCGCUAUGGCCAGAUCUGUGGCUUCUCUGAUACCAGCCUGCAGAAGCUCUACUUCCAGCUCCGCCUCAACCAGCCAGACUGUGAGUACGGUGCUGGGGGUGCAGGGAUCUCGGCCACGCCAGCUCAGCGUGACAAUCUGGUGCAGAUGCUCUCCCGGAACCUGGAGGGGCACCACCAGAUCGCCGCCGCCUGCUUCCUGCCCUCCUAUUGCUGGCUUGUCUGUGCCACCUUGCACUUCCUGCACGCUCCCACGCCGGCUGGACAGACCCUCACGAGCAUUUACACCAGCUUCCUGCGUCUGAACUUCAGUGGGGAGAUGCUGGACAGCACUGACCCCUCCAAGCUGUCCCUAAUGGCCUAUGCAGCCCGAACCAUGGGCAAGUUGGCCUACGAGGGGGUGUCCUCCCGCAAGACCUACUUCUCCGAAGAGGAUGUCCGUGGCUGCCUGGAAGCUGGCAUGAAGACCGAAGGAGAGUUCCAGCUGCUACGUGUCUUCCGCCGGGACGCCCUGAGGUUUUUUCUGGCCCCGUGUGUGGAACCAGGGCGCCAGGGCACCUUUGUGUUCACCGUGCCGGCCAUGCAGGAAUACCUGGCCGCCCUCUACAUCGUGCUGGGUUUGCGGAAGACGACCCUGCAGCGGGUGGGCAAGGAAGUGGCCGAGCUCGUGGGCCGCGUCGGGGAGGACGUCAGUCUGGUCCUGGGCAUUGUGGCCAAGCUUCCACCCCUGCGAGCCCUGCCUCUGCUCUUCAACCUGCUCAAGGUGGUUCCAAGAGUGUUUGGGCGCGUGGUGGGUAAGAGCCGUGAGGCGGUGGCCCAGGCCAUGGUGCUGGAGAUGUUCCGAGAGGAGGACUACUACAACGACGAUGUCCUGGACCAGAUGGGUGCCAGUAUCCUGGGCGUGGAGGGCCCCCGGCGCCAUCCAGACGAGCCUCCCGAUGAUGAGGUCUUUGAGCUCUUCCCCAUGUUCAUGGGAGGGCUUCUGUCCGCGCACAACCGGGCCGUGCUGGCUCAGCUCGGCUGCCCCAUCAAGAACCUGGAUGCCCUGGAGAACGCCCAGGCCAUCAAGAAGAAGCUGGGCAAGCUGGGCCGGCAGGUGCUGCCCCCAUCAGAGCUCCUGGACCACCUGUUCUUCCACUAUGAGUUCCAGAAUCAGCGCUUCUCUGCUGAGGUGCUCAGCUCCCUGCGCCAGCUCAACCUGGCCGGUGUGCGCAUGACACCCCUCAAGUGCACAGUGGUGGCAGCUGUGCUGGGCAGCGGAAGGCACGCCCUGGAUGAGGUGAACUUGGCCUCCUGUCAGCUGGACCCUGCCGGGCUGCGCACACUCAGGCCUGUCUUCCUGCGUGCCCGGAAGCUGGGCUUGCAACUCAACAGCCUGGGCCCCGAGGCCUGCAGCGACCUCCGAGACCUGCUGCUGCACGACCAGUGCCAGAUCACCACGCUGCGGCUGUCCAACAACCCGCUGACGGCGGCCGGUGUGGCCCUGCUGCUGGAGGGGCUGGCCGGAAACACCUCACUGACGCACCUUUCCCUGCUGCAUACGGGCCUUGGGGACGAGGGCCUGGAGCUGCUGGCCACCCAGCUGGACCGUAAUCAACAGCUGCAGGAGCUGAACGUGGCCUACAAUGGUGCUGGUGACACAGCGGCCCUGGCCCUGGCCCAAGCUGCCCAGGACCACCCCUCCCUGGAGCUGCUGCACCUCUACUUCAAUGAGCUGAGCUCAGAGGGCCGCCAGGCCCUGCGGGAUGUGGGGAGCACUGCUAAAGGUGGUGCCCGGGUCGUGGUAUCGCUGACAGAGGGGACAGCAGUGUCUGAGUACUGGUCGGUGAUCCUUAGUGAAGUCCAGCGGAACCUCAACAGCUGGGAUCGCAGUCGUGUCCGGCGCCACCUUGAGCUGCUGCUUCGAGAUCUGGAAGACAGCCGAGGGGACACCCUUAACCCCUGGCGCAAGGCCCAGCUGCUGCGAGUGGAGGGUGAGGUCAGGGCCCUCCUGGAGCAGCUGGGAGGCCCUGGAAGCUGAAGCAGUGGCGGCAGUCACCGAGCUAUGUGACCCCUGGCCCCAAGACCCUUCCCUCUGUGGCCUCCUGGUUUGCACUACUACUUCCAGAAAGAUCCCUGUGGGGCUGGAGGUAAAGGAUAGGGCACAACUGUGCCAGUUGCUCUCCCGGGGCGUGUCCAACCAUUGCUCCCCCAAGUCUGGAAUUGCCAGGGUCAUGGAACGUGCCUCCUUCCAUUCAGCUAGGGCUGAGAAAGACUCUUCAUGUGGCAUCUUGGCAGCCAGUCGCCCUGUGGCACCACCAACCUUACCUCCAUCCUCUCGAGGAGCUUCCGAGUGUGCCACCAGGGGGCGCACUUCUCCCACCCGCCUCACCGGUGGUGUUGCCAAGCAGAUGCGUUGGAGGGCCUCCACCUUCUGCCUUUCUGCUCAUCAGAGGACACGGAGGAUGCCCGGAGCCACUUUCCUCUCUUGUUGGUGCCUUCUCCUCACCUUCACGCCCCCUUUCUCACAAUCGUACUUAUGCUCAGUGGCUCCGAGGGGCCUGUGCACUGCCCUGCUUCUAUUAAAAAGCUGUGUCUUCUACCUACUAUGGCCUCCUUCUUGCCUGAUGCUUUCAAGAAGGGGCGCUCUUUUCGGACCACUUUCUGUUGUAGGUGGUUCUUGGACGCUAGGUUCAGAGGCAGCAAGGGCUGGGGGUGGUCUAGGAACAAGAUACUGGGGUGGGAGGAGGUCAUGCUGGGCUAUAGGAUUUCUAUCACCUUUUCAAACAUACCUAUCCCAGGCUUGGCAUUAUCGUGACCAGCAACCUACCUUUGUCCGCCCAGAGCAGAAGCUGGGACCGCAGCAGUCUCCAGAGAAAGUUGGGGCCCAGGAAUGGGGGCAGGAGGAACACACAUACUUCCCCCUGGGGGAUAAGACUCCUCCCGUUAACCAUUACCUCACUGCUCCUAAGGCAGUGUCUUUAAGGAGGCGGGACGUGGCAGGUUAGGUGGGAGGGUCAGCUGUUUUUCAUGGACCUUGUCCCUACCCUGAGCACUGGGUCACUGAUCCAACUAUGGAAGCAGCUGCAGGUAGGAGACUGGGAGAAAUCCUCUGCUGGGGACUUGAGAGGGUAGUUGAGAGGGCAGAUUGGGAGGCCAAGGCUUUGGGACCAG
Panthera uncia (snow leopard) is the source of this 5911-nucleotide messenger RNA. It is a transcript of the gene NLRX1, whose product is annotated as NLR family member X1. Gene Ontology annotation, molecular function: protein binding. Gene Ontology annotation, biological process: negative regulation of canonical NF-kappaB signal transduction. Gene Ontology annotation, cellular component: mitochondrion. The record is from RefSeq and is a predicted model, not a curated record. Bases 1851 to 4778 code for a protein of 975 amino acids. NCBI's taxonomy places the organism in Eukaryota, Metazoa, Chordata, Mammalia, Carnivora, Felidae. The transcript is spliced from 9 exons.